AUGGCUGGUUCAUUGUCUGCAUCAGUGACAUCGCUACAGUCGUCUCUCCAGAUACUGGACAAUUCCAUAACCACCCUCGAUUCGGGCGUGAACGAUCUCCCGCGGCUAUGUAAAGUCCUUCAAACAACCAGACACUUUGAGCUCCUCCCCGAGCCAACAUUGCGCGAAGCACAACAAUCCCUCCUUGACGAAAUUACCCCUAGCAUCACCCACCUCCUCACGCUAUCAUCAAACCACGUUGAAAAGCUGGCGCGCCGCGAGCAAGGCCUCAAGGCGAAAUGUGAGCUGCAAGAAGGCCGACUAACAUCCACCCCGGAGAGCCGAUCCUCGGCUACACGCAAUCAACCAACGAGCAGCUCUCUGCGGGGUCGCAUGGCGGGGUCUGGCGCUGCCUCCAGUAAUGCGGCAUCCAAGGCAGCGGAGCUGAGAAGACUCUUGCAGAAGAAAGAACGACUCAAGUUUGCGGUCGAUCGAUUGGAAUUACAAAGUACGCAGAAGCAAAGGCAGUUGCGGAAGAGUAUGGCCGCGCAGUGA
Penicillium bovifimosum is the source of this 534-nucleotide messenger RNA. RefSeq names its product DASH complex subunit SPC19. Gene Ontology annotation, biological process: attachment of spindle microtubules to kinetochore. Lineage: Eukaryota; Fungi; Ascomycota; Eurotiomycetes; Eurotiales; Aspergillaceae. The record is from RefSeq and is a predicted model, not a curated record. Gene Ontology annotation, cellular component: spindle microtubule; DASH complex. Bases 1 to 534 code for a protein of 177 amino acids. The transcript is spliced from 2 exons.